AAAAGUUCAUUGAAAAAAAAUCGCUCUUUCGCGAAGUUGCGUCACCCACAUGUUCCGUCUAAAGUGAAAUAAAAGUGAUAAUUUUAUUGAAUUAUCCAGUAAAUUAACACUAAAAUGUUGUGCGCUACACGGUCUUUUGGCCGAAAGGCCCUAGAGUGCUCCGGAGUCACCUCAGAUCUUUACACACAGAGGAAUUUCUCAACCCUCCUCCGAAACACUGCAUCCCCAACAGUUCCUAUCUAUCGCCAUGGACUGCAAAGCCGACACAAGUCGGAGGGUGUGCGAGGAGCCGUCAUCGGUAUUGACCUGGGUACCACAAACUCAUGUGUGGCCGUCAUGGAAGGAAAGACACCCAAGGUGGUGGAGAACUCGGAGGGGUCGCGCACGACGCCGUCGCACGUGGCGUUCUCCAAGGAGGGCGAGCGGCUCGUCGGCAUGCCCGCCAAGCGACAGGCCGUCACCAACUCAGGCAACACAUUCUACGCGACCAAGCGUCUGAUCGGCAGAAGGUUUGAUGACCCCGAGGUGCAGAAGGACCUCAAGAACCUGUCCUACAAGGUCGUGAAGGCUUCCAAUGGAGACGCGUGGGUGCAGGGUACCGACGGCAAGAUGUACUCCCCGUCUCAGAUCGGAGCCUUCGUGCUGAUCAAGAUGAAGGAGACUGCCGAGGCCUACCUGAACACCACGGUCAAGAAUGCCGUGGUGACGGUGCCGGCUUACUUCAACGACUCGCAGCGACAGGCUACUAAGGAUGCUGGUCAAAUCUCUGGUCUGAACGUGCUGCGAGUGAUCAACGAGCCCACCGCCGCCGCGCUCGCCUACGGCAUGGACAAGACUGACGACAAGAUUAUCGCAGUAUACGACCUCGGCGGCGGCACCUUCGACAUCUCGGUCCUCGAGAUCCAGAAGGGCGUGUUCGAGGUGAAGUCCACCAACGGAGACACGCUUUUAGGAGGAGAGGACUUCGACAACGUGCUCGUCAACUUCCUGGUCGAUGAGUUUAAGAAGGAUCAAGGCAUAGACCUCCGCAAGGACGCGAUGGCGAUGCAACGGCUCAAGGAGGCGGCGGAGAAGGCCAAGAUCGAGCUCUCAGGGUCCGUGCAGACCGACAUCAACCUGCCCUACCUCACCAUGGACGCCGCAGGGCCCAAGCACAUGAAUCUGAAGAUGACCCGUUCCAAGCUGGAGUCCCUAGUGGGCGACCUGAUCAAGCGCACGGUGGCGCCCUGCCAGCGCGCGCUGCAGGACGCCGAGGUCACCCGCACCGACAUCGGCGAGGUGUUGCUGGUCGGAGGCAUGACUAGGAUGCCCAAGGUACAAUCGACCGUGCAGGAGAUCUUCGGGCGCGCGCCGUCCCGCGCCGUCAACCCUGACGAGGCGGUCGCUGUCGGCGCCGCUGUGCAAGGUGGCGUGCUAGCGGGCGACGUGACCGACAUCCUCCUGCUGGACGUGACCCCCCUGUCGCUCGGCAUCGAGACCCUCGGCGGAGUGUUCACCAAGCUCAUCACCAGGAACACCACCAUCCCCACCAAGAAGAGCCAGGUCUUCUCCACCGCUGCUGACGGUCAGACCCAGGUGGAGAUCAAGGUGCACCAGGGCGAGCGCGAGAUGGCCGCCGACAACAAGAUGCUGGGCCAGUUCUCGCUCGUGGGCAUCCCGCCCGCGCCCAGGGGCGUCCCACAGGUGGAGGUGACAUUCGACAUCGACGCCAACGGCAUCGUGCACGUGAGCGCGCGCGACAAGGGCACCGGCAAAGAACAACAGAUCGUCAUCCAGUCCUCCGGAGGUCUCUCCAAGGACGAGAUCGAGAACAUGGUGAAAGCCGCGGAGAAGUUCGCCGCCGCCGACAAACAACGCCGAGAGAGGGUCGAGGUGUCCAACCAGGCGGAGGGCGUGCUUCAUGAUACCGAGACCAAGAUGGACGAGUACAAGGCGCAGCUGCCUCAGGAGGAGUGCGACAAGCUCAAGACAGAGAUCACCGCGCUGCGCGACCUCUUGGCCAAGAAGGACGAGGCGGACCCCGAGGACAUCCGCAAGGCGACCGGUGCGCUGCAGCAGGCCAGCCUCAAGCUGUUCGAGCAGGCCUACAAGAAGAUGGCGGCUGAAAGAGAGGGCAACAACCAGCAGCAGACCGAGACUCCCCCGUCCGAGGACGACAAGAAGGAAGAGAAGAAGAACUAAGCACCUUCUAGAAGGAAGAUAUAGCUAUGCGAACUAUAGGAGCUAAGGGCGGCCACACACGUUUGACGAAAUUACUAGAUAGUUCAACUCUUUGGUGUCUAAUUUUUAGCUAGACUUCUAGACGAUAUAUUUGAAUAUGGAAAUGAAUUUUUAUCCGACUUUAAAAUUAGGAGGAGGUUCUCAAUUCGUCUAUGUUUUAUUAAGAAGUACCAAAGAGUUUGAUUAACAGAUUACCGCCUAACCGCCUUUCUCCGAACUUAAUUAAUUGAUGAAACAAUAAUAUAGACGUAUGUUUGCAACGUGAGAAUGUGAAUCACCAAAAUUAUUGCAGUGCAAUGCGCAAAAGUUAAAUUGUAAUGAAUUUAAUGUACCUGUAGCGUGUAGAAUUUAGACUAUAAUAUUAUGUUUUCGGCGAAACUUGAGGUUUUUAUGUGCAUUUUUUUAAUUAUAUUGAAAUUCUCUUGUAAGCGUUUCGAUCACAAAGUGUAGAUUGAGUUAUGGCUGGCAGUUAGUGAUAAUUGUUGGGAUCUAUUUCUUUUCUAUGAACAGAAUAUGUUAUGAUGCUCUGUUGAUAAAAUAGAAUGUUUAUUCCAAUUUGUUAUUUAGUGAAAAAAUGUACUUGCAUUCUUGCUAGUUCACUAGUUGUUAUUUUUAAUUAUUAUACUAGUAUCUGUAAUAUAUUUUUUCUAUGAUUAUAGUAUGUAUGUCUAUCUGUGUUUUUUGUUUUUAUUUUCUCACUUAGAAUAGAAACUGCAGACUUUUAAAAUACCGUUCAGAUAUACCUUGUGUCAUUUCAUGUUACACGCUUUGCCGUCUUACGCAUUGUAUAAGAAGGGAGACCGUGUAAUUCUUAUUUUAUGUAUGUUGUAAACAAUUUCUGCACCGAUAUUUCAAGUUCAAAUACAAGAAAAGGUGUAAUUGAGAUAUUCGUACGGAAAUUGUUAAGAUAUGGGCGUUUGUUUCAUUCAUACCUUUUCUUCCUUUGGCACAAUAAGAGCGAUUUUUCUUCAUAUUUCCCAAAGAUUAUAAGGAUAGCUCUGGGUAUUUUCGAUAUUUUGUUCAGAAGAAAAUAGUUGUUAUGUGCUAUAGUACUUAUGGGUUGUUUGUGUAUUUAUACGGUUGUGCCCCCACUGCCUUGCCUGUGUUUGUCUGUCUGUUUGUAUGUUUGAGAGCAGCGGGGGUGCAACUGUGGACUACGUAAUGUAUGGCUUGUUGGAAUUAGAAUAGUGAAAUAUAUUAUUAUUAUAUUUAAAAUA
Plutella xylostella (diamondback moth) is the source of this 3437-nucleotide messenger RNA. It is a transcript of the gene Hsc70-5, whose product is annotated as Heat shock protein 70 cognate 5. Gene Ontology annotation, molecular function: ATP binding; ATP-dependent protein folding chaperone. Lineage: Eukaryota; Metazoa; Arthropoda; Insecta; Lepidoptera; Plutellidae. Gene Ontology annotation, biological process: protein folding. The record is from RefSeq and is a predicted model, not a curated record.